Molecule: messenger RNA, 409 nt
Organism: Cuscuta epithymum
Lineage: Eukaryota; Viridiplantae; Streptophyta; Magnoliopsida; Solanales; Convolvulaceae
Source: the annotation of a GenBank genome assembly
UUCAACAAAGAAAAUCUGAUUGGGAAUGUUCAAUAUGGAGAAGCCUUUCGUGGUAAGAUUGGUGAAAAAAAUGCAAUGGUGAAGAUCUGGAAACCUCGCCGUCCAUUUUGUACAGUUCAUCAUGGUGAUAAUGAAAGCAGGUUCCGGGAUGAAAUGGCAUUGCUUCAGCACCCGAAUUUGAUGUCACAUCCGAACAUGGUUAAGCUGAUGGGAUAUAUUGCUAUGAGGAAGAGAAAAUUGGGGUUGUCUAUGAUCUUGAACCACAUGACACAAUACAUUAUCUUAUGCUUAAAGAUGACUUCACUAGUGGGGCUUUAGUUUCAGACUGUUUAAUUAUCUAAUUUACUGCUUCUUUAAACUAGGUACUCUUCCCAACAAAUUACCAGCAGGUUAUUAAUCUGUCUUGUUC